GCGACGACACAAUGACGCCCAUCGUCCACAACCCAUCAUCUAUCAAUCUUUGUUUCAUUGGCAACGGCUCUCUGUGGGUGUUGUUAUCAUCUCAGUGGUACGGUACCGGUGGUAGCAACAAUAGAGGAAGCUUACUGUAGUAGUUUGACGGAAGCAGAGGAGAAGAGACAAGUCCAAUAGAGCCACAGAUGGUUCAGUAGAGUUACUGGUCUGAAUAUCCAUAAUAUCUUUUUUUCUCCUGGAUACCCGUGAUCCAUCCAUCAAUCAACAUGGCGAGCCGAUUACUGCUGUCAAGGACGCCUUGGCAUGGCAGUACUAAGAUACAUGCCGCCAUUCGACCAUCAGCCAGUCUCUUAUUCAACAAUGCGAGCCCUUGUAGUGGUGCUUUGGGUAGUUCCUUGGGGACAGAUACCAGUAUGAUUGCUGCCAACAAUCGGUGUUACUAUUCUACAGCGACCAAAACCACAUCUUUGGGUGUCAAUAGUACAAUGCAGAGUUCUGAUUGGAACUCUUUAGGCAGGAAAGACUCCAGCAUGAUUGCGGCCAAUAAUCGAAGAAAUCUAAGCGGCAUGAAGGAUGAAUAUGGCGAAAUGACGUCGGAUGGAGACACCUAUGUGCAUCCAACCCCCUUGACGCUGGAAAAUGGUCAAGUGCUUCCAGAGGCACAGUUACGGUACCAAACCUAUGGAGAAUUGAAUGAAGCACGUGACAACGUAGUGGUGAUCUGUCAUGCAUUGACGGGAAACGCCAGCUUGGAAGCAUGGUGGGGCGACCUUUUGGGACCUGGCAAGGCAUUUGAUACCGAUCGUUAUCUGGUAGUAUGCAGCAAUAUCUUGGGCAGUUGCUAUGGAAGCACCUGUCCAACAUCCAUCAAUCCGUCCACGGGAAAGCCCUAUUUACAAGACUUUCCCGACGUGAGUGUCCAAGAUACCGUCCGUCUGCAGCUCUACAUGCUGGUCAAUGCCCUAAAGGUCCAAUCCAUCAAGUCUGUUAUUGGAGGCAGUUUUGGAGGCAUGCAGGCCAUGGAAUUUGCCGUGCAAGGAGGAAGCAGUCCGUCGAGUCCCAUUGCCAGUGACUGUUUCUUUGCUGCAAACGAGAAACCCCUUGUCCGAACGGUCAUACCUAUUGCCUGUGGAGCGGCUCAUACAGCUUGGCAGAUUGCCAUUUCCGAAACGCAGCGUCAAGCCAUUUAUGCCGAUCCCAACUGGGAAUCCAACCCCCUCCAAGCUAACGGGGGCUUGUCGGUAGCCCGUCAAAUUGGAAUGGUCAGCUACCGUACGGCAAAAGGUUACAGCCAAAAGUUUGGACGCAACAUGCAAGAUGGACAAUCCACGGCUCAGUAUGGGAGCUCGGCAGGUUGGAAAGUCAAGAGUUAUUUGGAAUACCAGGGCGAAAAGUUUCUCUCGCGGUUUGAUCCCAUUACCUAUGUCAAAAUGACGGAACAAAUGGAUUCUCAUGACGUGGCCCGUGGCCGUGGUGAUUCGUUAAAGGAUGUGUUGGAUCAUGUCGAAAUUCCUGCCUUGGUUCUGGGAAUUGAUAGUGAUGUCCUGUAUCCUCUACAGGAACAACAGGAGCUAGUCGAUUACUUGCCCAAUUCGGAACUGAAAAUCGUUCAUUCGGACGAUGGUCAUGAUGGAUUCUUGUUGGAACAGGAACAGGUGGCAAAUCACAUUUCGAAUUUCUUGAAGCAACACGACUAAUAACGAUCUAAUGGCAUUUUGUAGGAUAUGUGUUGCCCUG
Seminavis robusta is the source of this 1740-nucleotide messenger RNA. Lineage: Eukaryota; Bacillariophyta; Bacillariophyceae; Naviculales; Naviculaceae. The record is from the annotation of a GenBank genome assembly.